AGCCAAUGGAAACCAGAAGGAUGGAUCUUGGCAGGUCCUUGAUCACGAUGAAUAGUAUAGAUCGAAAACUUGAUUCCCUGAGCUCAUCCCCGGUGUUACAUCAGGAAGUGGGGGUUGGAUGAAGGCGGCAUCCAAGAAGUUGACCUGGAGUUUCCAGACUCUCUACUAUAAGUAUAGAGCUUUCCUUCAUCUCAGACAUUUCUUCUCUAUACUCAACAAUCAUCAAACACUAUAUACCCAACUUCAAUACUCUUUUAUACGAACUAUCAUCAUGUCUGGAAUCAUCAACAAGGUCAAGGAUGCUCUGCACCACGACUCUACCUCCUCUGGCAGUCAUUCCUCUACCACUCACUCGAGCAGCACAACCGGCCACAACUCUGGCGUUUCGGAGGGAACCGCUGGACCUCACAGCUCCAGAGUUGCCAACGCUGCUGAUCCCCGUGUCGACUCGGACCUAGAUGGCUCCAACAGGCACACCACUGGUGCUGGUCACUCUAGCCACACCAGCCACACCGGUGCCGCAAUGACUGGCGCUGGUGUCGGCUCAGGAGUCGGCUCCGGAGUUGGUCACACCGGCUCAAGCACUGGUGGAGCAUAUGGCAGCAGCACCACCGCUGGCCCUCACGAUUCAAACAUUGCCAACAAGGUUGACCCACGAGUUGACUCGACCACCGGUUCCCACACCAUUGGCUCAAACACCACAUCCGGCUACGGUAACACCACUGGUGGCUCUUACGGAAGCUCUACCACCGCCGGUCCCCACAGCUCGAACAUCGCGAACAAGGUUGACCCUCGCGUCGACUCUACCACUGGCUCGCACACAAUCGGCUCUAGCACUGGCUCAGGAGCAUACGGAAGCACUGGCGGUGCGGCUUAUGGCGGAUCUACCACUGCCCCACGCGUUGAAUCUCACACCUUCGGCUCAGGAGGCGCCGCGACAGGCGGAGCUUACGGUAGCUCUACCACCGCCGGCCCCCACGACUCAAACCUCGCCAACAAGGUUGACCCAAGAGUUGACUCGACCACGGGCUCCCACACCAUUGGCUCAAACACCACAUCUGGCUACGGUAACACCGCUGGCCCCCACAGCUCGAACGUCGCCAACACUGUUGACCCACGUGUCAACUCGACCACUGGUUCUCACACCAUUGGCUCGAGCACCGGAGCUGGUUACGGAGCUGCUGGAGGUGCAGGCCUAGGAGCUGUUGGAGGUGGCGCUUAUGGAAGCUCGGGCCACACUGGAAGCCACGCUGCUGGAUCCCACGCUACUGCAGGCAGCGGCACAGCUCAGAACACCGCCGGCCCACACAACUCGGAUCUGCUGAACAAGCUUGACCCAAGAGUCGAUAGCGACCGCGAUGGCUCUUCUACUGUUGGCGGAAACAAGACCCGCUCGUAAGCAACUCUUAACAGUUCUUACAAGGAUCCUCGUGAUGCAGCAGAAGUCCCACCUUCGGUGAUGCGAGAAUCUAUUGGAGAGCCUCAAGUCCUUCACGGUGACGCGAAACACAACCACGCCGGCCGACAUGGCAGCGUUAGCACCCAUGACCAUCUAUGAGGACUGAGAAUUGUACUUUUACUUUCCUUGGUUCAUGGUUAUGUCUAUUUGAUUUAGCGAAAGGUUUCUAUACUGUCUUGUAAUGAAAAAAGACUGGAUUCACUUGUCUGGAGGCAGCUUUGGUAUAAAACUUCUGUCACAACACAGUCGUAUUGGUUCAUAGCCGUUAAAUUUUAAUCGAAUUUAAAUACCAAUAAAAA
Molecule: messenger RNA, 1758 nt
Organism: Pseudogymnoascus verrucosus
Lineage: Eukaryota; Fungi; Ascomycota; Leotiomycetes; Thelebolales; Thelebolaceae
Exons: 2
Coding region: 119-1399 (426 amino acids)
Source: RefSeq, a predicted model, not a curated record